Macrosiphum euphorbiae (potato aphid) is the source of this 315-nucleotide messenger RNA. Lineage: Eukaryota; Metazoa; Arthropoda; Insecta; Hemiptera; Aphididae. The record is from the annotation of a GenBank genome assembly.
AUGGUGUUAAAAAAGCAAUCAAAAAAGUUAUUAAUUUUAUACUUACUUCACCGAAGGCACAAACUAGUAAUAAGACCUCACAGAAGAAAGUACUGGGUUCAUCCAAUAUUACAAAAUCGUGAAAAUUUGGGUGUUUACAAAACUUUAUGUAAUGAAUUAAGGUCUGACCCAAAAAAAUUCUUUAAUUUUUUUCGGAUGUCAAUUUCUACAUUUGAUGAAUUACAUGUUACUCUAAAAGAAGAAAUAUCUCGUAAAGAUACAAAAAUGAGGAAAUCUAUAGGAUCCGAAGAAAUGUUGGCCAUUGCUAUAAGGUAA